Molecule: messenger RNA, 240 nt
Organism: Protopolystoma xenopodis
Lineage: Eukaryota; Metazoa; Platyhelminthes; Monogenea; Polystomatidea; Polystomatidae
Source: the annotation of a GenBank genome assembly
AUGCCUCCAUCAUGUACCCACAUGUCCUGUCAGCGAAUUACACUUCGCCUGGUUGGUCAGCUUAUCGAGGAACUAAUCGGCAGUGGCUAUCAGCACCCUUACUGUGUCAAGUCUGAGUCUCUUUACCAGGGCUCAUCCAUCAACUUGGUGGCGUCCUCUAUUCCAGCAAUUCUUGCCUCUGGAAGUGGCACUGCUCUUCAUGCUGGUUUCAAUUAUGGGGCUCUAAAAUCCGUCAGUUAA